GUGGCAGAACUGGAAGCCCAAAGAGGGUCCGAUUUGUCCAGCCUGGCCAAAGGGGAGGCCAGUCCGGCACUGGAAGAACUGGAGCAGCUGGUGAAAGCCAAAGAGGAGGAGCUUCAGCAGCUGAAGAGCCAGAAAGGGUCCUGCUGGGAAGCCGAUGAGGAGUGCGAGGAAACCCGUCAGAAGGUGCAGGAGCUGGAGAGACGGAACACAGACCUGGAACACCGCUUGAACGCAGCCGAACAGUCACUCUCCGAGACGCUGUCUGAGAGGGAGAAGAUGUACCAGGAGGUGGCCAAAGUGGCAGAGACCAUGGACAUGAAGAUCUUUGAGCUGAGUGAGCUGCGGCAGGACUUGGCCAAGCUAGUGGAGAGCAACUGAGUCUGGGGACCCGGAAGCGGCAGCAGAAGUGGUUGAAUGGUCACUUCCGGCCCACCUUAAACCUUGGCUGGGCGAAGAGAUGUCUGGUAGGCCUCCAGUUGUGGUCUCCACUUUUUGUCCUCCACAGACACUAGGGGGGAUGUCACCUUCUGACUUCGUUCCUUGGCCUUUGUUUCCUUUCUGAUGCUUCCAUUUCUACAGAGAUGAAGAUGUGCCGUCUUCUUUGUUUUUCUAGGAAGUAUGAGAGUGUUUGGAGUUUUAUUUUUUUUCUUCCCUCCAGUUCAAUAGGUUUUUGAUAGAAAACUGCCCCCCUUGUCCCUUCUUACUGGAAACCAGCAGUAGCUGUAUCAAAGAUCUCUUCUUUUUCCCCUGCAA
Molecule: messenger RNA, 753 nt
Organism: Sceloporus undulatus (fence lizard)
Lineage: Eukaryota; Metazoa; Chordata; Lepidosauria; Squamata; Phrynosomatidae
Product: homer protein homolog 3-like
Exons: 3
Biological process (GO): G protein-coupled glutamate receptor signaling pathway; regulation of store-operated calcium entry
Cellular component (GO): cytoplasm; dendrite; plasma membrane
Molecular function (GO): G protein-coupled glutamate receptor binding
Source: RefSeq, a predicted model, not a curated record